AAAGGACAAAACCUAACGACAGCUUUGUAAGGAAGAAGAGAACAUCAGUGUAGGUUCACAAGAUAGAAGAGAAAAAGCUAUGACUGAUUUGCAAAUGGAAGUAGAGAGCAAGUCUGUUACUGAAACGCACAUGGAGGUAGAGACCAAUUCUUCUUCGCAAGAGUCUCUCCCUAAGCCUCAAGCCAUGUACAGAUGCAAGAAAUGCAGAAGAAUAGUGGCUAUUGAGGAAAACAUUGUCCCACAUGAACCAGGGAAAGGUGAAGAAUGUUUUGCUUGGAAAAAGAGAAGCGGUAACUAUGCUGAACAAGUGCAAUGCUCUUCCAUCUUUGUCGAGCCUAUGAAAUGGAUGCAAACUAUACAUGAUGGAACUGUUGAAGAGAAGCUUCUUUGUUUGGGAUGUAACGCUCGCUUAGGUUAUUUCAACUGGGCUGGGAUGCAAUGUAGUUGUGGCGCCUGGGUUAAUCCGGCUUUCCAGCUCCAUAAAAGCCGGUUAGACGAGUGUAAGUCCGAGCCAAACCCGAAUCCAGAAACUGUGUGAAAGCAAACAUGCUUGGAUAUGUAAUGGUUAUAAUAAAGAUCAAAUUAAGCUUUAUUGUAUUGAACAUGACAUAUAGUGAGUGUUUUUUGUUAUAAGUCAAACAAAAGUUCACUAGAUGUUUUUUUUUUUUUGGUCAAAAAGUUCACUAGAUUAAUGUU
This is a messenger RNA of Eruca vesicaria subsp. sativa (arugula), 696 nucleotides long. The record is from the annotation of a GenBank genome assembly. NCBI's taxonomy places the organism in Eukaryota, Viridiplantae, Streptophyta, Magnoliopsida, Brassicales, Brassicaceae.